GUCGGGAACGAUCGUGAAAUUCUGGCGGGUUUUGGGCACUUUGGCCGCUUUUUGCAUCGCCCUGUGCACGCAGACGUACGCGCAAAGCCUGAAAGUAGCUUGUUUUGCAUUACUUGUGCUGCCGAAGAACUUGCAACGAGCAAUUCCAGUAUUGCUGUCGCCUCUGCCUACCAAGCUCUCAGGUGCAGUGAGAGCACUGUCGCCGCGCGAGCAUUUUAGGCUUUGCAAACGCUCUCACGGACACAGAGGCUCACCCUCACAAGAGUAAUUGCCGCUAUCGCGGUCGCCGCGACCGCAUAAAUGGAGCAAGGUCCCGCACCCGCACCUGCAGCUAGCACAGAAGCGCCGCCGCUCUCGAAGCGCGCGAGGAAGCGCGCCGCGCGCGAAGCGCAGCGCCUCGAGGAGAAGCGGCAAAAAAAAGAGAAGAACCACGCCCAAGCAAGAGACAGAGAAGCCGCGGCCGCGGCGGCCGCCGCCGCCGCGGACGCGCUGCUGACGGACGACCAGCGCGCCGCGCGCGACCGCAAGGCGCAGCAGGCGCGCGACGAAAGGUUGCGGAAGCGCGCCGCCGAGGACGCAGAAUUCGAGAAGAAGUGCGCGUCCGGAUGUCGAAUUGUCAUUGAUUGCGGCUUCGAGAGCCUGAUGACGGACCGGGAGGCGCGGUCGUCGUCGCAGCAGAUCAUGUACUGCUACGGGGCGAAUCGACGCGCGGAGGCGCCGGCGCGGUUGCUCGUCGUGGGCUUGACUGGAAGGCAGGCUUCAGCAUUGGGGAACGUGUCCGGUGUCGAAUCGUGGCGCGGGGCUUCUGUUGAUGCGAGACCGCUGGAGGAUGUGUUCCCGGAUAGGUCGUCGCUGGUCUACCUGACGGCGGAGUCGGACACGGUGUUGACAGAGGUGGACGCCGCGACGACCUAUGUCAUCGGCGGCUUCGUGGACCGCAACCGGCACAAGGGCGCGACGCACGCCAAGGCACUGCAGCUAGGAGUGAGAACCGCGCGGCUGCCCAUCGGCGACGGUGAUGCAAUCGUGCUGGGCAAGGAGGCGUCGCGCGUGCUCGCGGUGAACCACGUCUUCGAAUUGAUGGUGCGCGCGCAGUCGAGUGACUGGGCCGCGGCCGCGGAGUGCCUGCCGGGGCGGAAGAAGAAGCCUGAGGAGUAGGUUGUUUGUGAUCAAAA
Pelagomonas calceolata is the source of this 1175-nucleotide messenger RNA. NCBI's taxonomy places the organism in Eukaryota, Pelagophyceae, Pelagomonadales, Pelagomonadaceae. The record is from the annotation of a GenBank genome assembly.